AUGAAGGAGAUCGCCCUCCUGCCGGAGAGACUGCUGAGUAUGCCCAGCGUUGACCUGGUCAGCGCCUGGUAUGCCAGGAGCUUCCAAGACGUCAUCAAUUUGAAAAAGCAGGACAUCAACGAAGAAACACUUGACUCGUUCUGCACAGUGUUGUCGACGAUACGCGAUCGUCAUGCUGAUGUUGUGCAGACCAUGGCUCAGGGAGUUCUUGAACUGAAAGACAGGACGGACGCUAUCGAUCCACCAGUGGAAUUAUCGAUCCAGUACUUCUUGGAUCGACUCUACAUGUCCAGAAUAUCCAUAAGAAUGCUCAUAAAUCAACACACACUGCUCUUCGGUGGUGGCCGCCGCGAGGGCCGGCACAUAGGAUGCAUCGACCCGGUGUGCGACCCGGCGUCCGUGGUGCGAGAUGCGUACGAGAACGCGCGAUUCCUCUGCGAUCAGUACUAUCUGGCGGCACCAGAUUUGAAAUUAGUUGUGCACAAUGGUUGGUCCAUCAUAGCUAUCAUUCACCCGAUCAUCUACCCAUCUGAUGUAUAGAGACGAAUGAAGGCAAUAGAAGCAAAUAGUCAUAAACCACAACCCUUAUGGUAUUGAUGUCUACUUACGAUCAACUACAAGAACCCUAUCCAUGCUAAUGAUGAACA
Molecule: messenger RNA, 647 nt
Organism: Ctenocephalides felis (cat flea)
Lineage: Eukaryota; Metazoa; Arthropoda; Insecta; Siphonaptera; Pulicidae
Product: pyruvate dehydrogenase (acetyl-transferring) kinase, mitochondrial-like
Exons: 4
Coding region: 1-540 (179 amino acids)
Biological process (GO): regulation of glucose metabolic process; protein phosphorylation
Cellular component (GO): mitochondrion
Molecular function (GO): pyruvate dehydrogenase (acetyl-transferring) kinase activity
Source: RefSeq, a predicted model, not a curated record